GCGUGUGUGAGUGCGCGUGAACGAAAACGAGACAGCGCGCUACCGAUUGGAAGCGAGAUGCAAGGCGGUGCGUCCAGCGAAAGCAAUACGCAACCGUUUCGCUGCGUACCCGCGGCUGCCAGUUCGCUGUGUGGUGCGUCCGUUACAAGUCGAAAGGCAGCGUCCGCUCUCGAAGGUGCGCGAAGCCGUACACGUUUCGGUACACGCGUAAAAUCCAAACAAACUACACCGGCAGUGUUUCGCAGUGCUUUGCUUGCGGUGUGUGUGUGUGUGUGUGUGUUUUGUCUACAAUUUUCCUGGUACGUGAUGUUGUGUCAAGUGUGACUUAUUUUUCAAUUUUUAAGAACCCGAUAAUCCCGAUCGCGCUGGCGUUUGCGUUGGAACCGCGCGAUUGUGUUUGUGCUUUGGCGUGUGCGUGUGCCUUGUUUCCUCUGUCCAAGCUGUUUUGAUAGUGCCCUCGUGGCUUGGCUGUGGUUUGAAGCAGACUGUGUGGUUCGCGCAAACAACGAUUGGGCUCAAAACUCCCGCGAGCGCUUUUAUCAGAAUUGGCAGCAAAACGGAGCAAACAACAUCCACCGCAGCGUGUGUAUGUGUGCGCGCGUACACACUUAUCGCCGUUCCGUGCAGCCCGAUAGUGAACCUGGAUUCAAUUCUUCAAUCACACCAACACAAGCACGCCUCAGUGCGCCCUCGUUUGCCAGACAUAGGGGUGCAUCAUUCUGCUUUUUUUUUGUAACAAAAUUAGGGGUUGAACGAGAAAUAACCACUGCGAGACGUACGCACUGGCAUUGCGUUUUUGCAUUCGUCUCUUUCCCCUUAGCUUUCGGUUUGCUUCUUUGUUUUCGGGGACAGAUUUUGGUGCUCGCUUGUCCUGGAACUAGAGAUGGGUAAUCCGGUGUAGAGUCAUGGGUCCUUCGCGACUCCGGCUCUGAAAAACUAAACCUGAUUCCCGAUUAAUGUCGGGUUUUGACUCCGCAAUUCCGAACGAGUUCGUUUCCAGUUUAAUUACCUUAUUUUUUAAAUGUUUCCCUCUUGCGGGUCAUUGCUACCAGAAAGAAACAAUUUGAAGAUUUGGCAAAAUUGUUUUUCGAAAAUAUUAGCAAAGAAAUAGAGAAUGAGCGAAUGAAGAACAAGUUAGAGUGAAAAAGAAAAAGUUAUAAAAGUCAUACGCCACUACUAGAAAUUAAGAGGCAUCCUUUAGGAGCUCUCUUCAGGUUUUGGGGGCUUUAUAGACAAAACAACCGAAAAGGAGGGAAAUAUAGAGAAAAGAGUGUGAGGUAGUUAAGGAAGCAAGCCGUAAGAAGUUCCACGACACACAAUUAUGAUGUCCCCGACGGUGAAGCGGUUGGAGCGACCUCCACCGCCACCGACACCCCCGAAACCGGAGCGACAUCCUCAGCAGCAGCAGCAGCACGGUGCCGACCCGGGCAUGCCAGCAGUUCCUUCCGAAACGCCCGACGAGGAGCAGGUCGUGAUGACACCGCUGGGCAAGACGAACACCUCCACGGUGCUGCUGAUCGAGCGGAAGCUCAUCCAGUCGGUCGGCGAACGGACACACGUGGCCGGUGGGGACCAUCGGGGCAUCAUCAUCAACAAAACGGCUGAAGAACAAUCGAAUCGGCAGCGCGAACCGGCCCAGCUCAGUCUCGAGUUCCGCGUCUUCCUGGUCAGCGCCAACAGUGGCCAGCACUCGCAGGAAUCUCGCCGCAUCAAGUUCUGGUUCCGGCCGUGGCUGACGUCGGAGAACGUGCAGGCGCAGGUAGCGCAGGACUUCUUCCGCGAGCUCGUCAGCCCGAAAGAGUUUCCGAGGGACUACGUCGGCUUUAUCAAGAAGAUCAUGAAGCUGCUCCAGAAGGGCUACAACGAAAUACAGGCCGUCGAGAUCGAGCUGCGAAUAUUGGAGCAAACGUCCGCACCACCAUCGAGACCUUCACGCCCCGGGCACGUGAUCGUUUGCUACGGCAACUGUCACAAGCUCGACCGAAACAAUAAUAAACCCGGACCGGACCUGGACGGCGAUGACGGUGGUGGUGGUGGUGGUGGUGGUGGUAGUAGUAGCGGCAGCAUUCAUGUUACACCCAUCAGCCAGCGCAAACAGAAGGACGAGCGGGACGACCUAGAAGUGUCGUUCGAGGACGAACAGUUUGAGGUGGUGCCGCUGACGCCGGAGAAAAUACUGGAACUGAUCGAGCAGGCCUACCCGAACCCCAUUGCACCGGAGGACCUGGCAAAGGACCACGGUUGGGAGGAGGAGGAGGUGCUCGCCAUCAUGCUGGUGCUGAAGGAGCGCGGCCUGAUUAAAUCGAUGGAGUACAACGCGUUCACUCGCAUUCACCAUGACGACCAGGCCAUCAAAAUCGUCAAGCAGAUGCCGACGAUCGCGUCGAACAAGCAGCCCACCAUUGCCAUCAUCACCGCGCAGUACUGCGAGAAGCUCGCGGUGGACGCCAUGCUCGAGAACAAGGAAACGUUCGUGCGGUACACCACCGUAGGAACCGCCACUUCCGAUAGGCCCACUAACGACGACACAGCGGAACGACACCGACACAGAAGAAAGAAUCGGUUCGGCGAAUCGAACGUGUACACGCUCGGCAACAUUGGGGCGCACCGGAUCGUCAGCACGAAGCUCCCGUCGGUGGGCAGCACGCGCGAAGCGAUGACGGCGGCCGGCAACACGACGACCCGCCUACUCGGCACCUUCCAGAAGGUGGACUACGUGUUCAUCGUCGGGGUGGCGGGCGGCAUCCCCCACUACACCGACUACCGGCGGCACGUGCGGCUCGGCGACGUGGUGAUUGCGGCCGCCGCCCACGAGCCGGCCCUCACCAACGGCAACGGGCCGAAACCGUACUGCUACGUGUACAGCGGCGGCCAGAGCGAGGUGAAGCGCUACUACCCGGCGGACGAUGGGCUGCAGGCGAUCGGGCGCACGCUCGUGCAGAACGACGACGGCAAAAAACCGUGGCUGCAGUACGUGCAGGAGGGCCUGCAGCAGCUGAGCGGGCGGGGCGGUCACGCCGAGCAUGACUUUGCCCGGCCGGCCCCCAACACGGACAAGCUGUACAUGAACAUCGGCAACAAGAACGUGAUCGAGGUGGCGCACCCGAUCGCCCAGCCGAGCGGGGAGGGCGACGGGGGCGACGAUACGGACGCGAGCGGCGGUGGGCCGGUACCGCACCAGACCCGGCUGCAUGCCGGCCCGAUCGGCUCCGGCUACGAGCUGGUCCGGUCGGACAGUGCGCGCACCGAGUACGCCCAGGCGUACCAGCUGCUCGCGACCGACAGCGAGAUGAACUCGGUGCUGGACAGCAUCGUCGGCAACUGCCGGGACAGCUUCAUCCUGGUGAAGGGCAUCGCGGACUACAAGGACGGCACGACGUCGCGCAAAUGGCAAAACUAUGCGUCGCUCGCGGCCGCCGCCGUCAUGAAAACGAUCGUGUGCGCGAUGGACGCACCGACGAACGUGUAGAAAAAAAAAGCGAAUGGGGAAGGAGGAACGGAGUGUUUUCCUAUUAAUUUAGUAGUAAGAGGGGGGAAGCAGUAAGCAAUCGGUAGGGUGAAUUGAAGAUGCAACCAAUGGAGGAAUUAAAGCGAAACAAAAGGACCAAAAAGCGAUUCUAGUAAAGGGAAACCGUUUUAGAUAUUUAUAAAUUAUAGAGUAAUAUAUGUGUAUUUUCCUGUCUAUAUAAAAUGUAAGCGUGCAGCGUUAAAGAGAUACAGAUGGUCAUGGUGUCCCCCUCGCAGCAUGUGGACGGACAUGUGUCUAUUUUCCUUUGUUUCGUUAGAGCACGCGUUCUGGGGCAUCCGUUAAGUUGAGCAUGGAAGUUGCCCACUACCAACCAUUGAUGAGUUAGCAGAGGACUCUGUUCUUUCUUUCUAUUGUACAUAUCCUUAAACAAGGCUUGAGUUGAUUGAAAUAAUAUUUAAAAACAAAAUACAAGCAUCAUUCGUUCCCAGUCGGUACAGCCACUAUAUCGUGCAGCAGAUGAUACGUUCUGUUUUUUUUCUGUCUUUCUCUUUUUUUACCGCCAUGAUUUUUGCCACCAAUUUCGCUUCUCCAAGCGCGCUUAUAUUACACUUCUAUGUACGCAAACAGUUUGCCAACAGUUACCGGGUAAAUAAAUUUGUAACUAAAAA
Anopheles gambiae (African malaria mosquito) is the source of this 4137-nucleotide messenger RNA. RefSeq lists its product as uncharacterized. Gene Ontology annotation, biological process: nucleoside metabolic process. Gene Ontology annotation, molecular function: catalytic activity. The record is from RefSeq and is a predicted model, not a curated record. Lineage: Eukaryota; Metazoa; Arthropoda; Insecta; Diptera; Culicidae. The transcript has 9 exons. The coding region runs from base 1322 to 3469 and encodes 715 amino acids.